AUGAAUAAAUAAUUUCUUGCUUUGGGUAUUGAAGGAAGUGCCAAUAAAAUUGGAAUUGGAGUGGUUACAAAAGAUGGAAAUAUCUUGUCUAAUCCCAGAAGAACUUAUAUAACUCCACCAGGAACUGGAUUUGUACCUAAAGAAACAGCAUAACAUCAUAGAAAUAAAAUAUUAGAAGUCUUAGAUGAGGCGCUUAAAAUUGCUAAUGUUACAUUAGAUGAUAUUAAUCUUAUUUGUUACACUAAAGGUCCUGGAAUGCAUGGACCUCUUUUAAUAGGUGCUACUGUUGCAAGAACAUUAUCUUUACUUUAUAAGAUUCCAAUAAUAGGAGUGAAUCAUUGUGUUGCUCAUAUAGAAAUGGGAAGAUUAGCUACCUAAUGUCAAAAUCCUGCUGUUCUUUAUGUAAGUGGAGGGAAUACUCAAGUUAUUGCUUAUUCAAAAAAUAGAUAUAGAGUAUUUGGAGAAACAAUUGAUAUUGCUGUUGGUAAUUGUUUAGAUCGUUUUGCAAGAUUAGUUAAUAUAAGUAAUGAUCCUGCUCCAGGAUAUAAUAUAGAAUAAUUAGCAAAAAAAGGUAAAAAUUAUAUUCUUGAUACUCCUUAUGUUGUAAAAGGAAUGGAUAUGAGUUUUAGUGGUUUAUUAACAUUUGUGGAAGACGUCGUUAAUUAAUUUCCACAAGUUAAAUUACCUGAAGUAGCUGGGAAUGAGAAAGCUAAAAGAAAGAAUAAAUAAUAAAAUCUCAUUAGAAAAUGGGUUAAUCCUAUUCCUGGAGAUUUAACUACUGAAGAUUUAUGUUUUACUCUUUAAGAAACUAUAUUUGCAAUGUUGACUGAAGUAACAGAAAGAGCCAUGUCUCAUUGUGAAUCUACAGAUGUAAUUAUAGUUGGUGGAGUUGGUUGUAAUGAAAGAUUAUAAGAAAUGGUAUCUAUUAUGGUCAAAGAUAGAGGUGGUAAGAUAGGAGCCAUGGAUGAAAGAUAUUGUAUUGAUAAUGGAGCUAUGAUUGCUUAUACUGGUACUUAAUUAAAAUCUAAAUAUUAGGCAUUUUAGAGUAUUUUUCAAAUGGACCUACUAAUUUCAAAGAUACAUUUGUAACUCAAAGAUUUAGAACUGAUGAAGUUUAUAUAGGAUGGAGAAAUGAUUGA
Paramecium pentaurelia is the source of this 1139-nucleotide messenger RNA. The record is from the annotation of a GenBank genome assembly. Lineage: Eukaryota; Ciliophora; Oligohymenophorea; Peniculida; Parameciidae.